Marchantia polymorpha subsp. ruderalis is the source of this 3817-nucleotide messenger RNA. The record is from the annotation of a GenBank genome assembly. NCBI's taxonomy places the organism in Eukaryota, Viridiplantae, Streptophyta, Marchantiopsida, Marchantiales, Marchantiaceae.
GGAGGAGGAGGCCCUAGGGCCUAGGCAGGCAGGCACAGGCACAAGCCCAAGCCCAAGCGAAGCCCCCAAGGCCUUUCUUUGGCAUUCGAGGGAUUGCAGUGUCGCGUACUCUCUUGUUCUUGUUCUUGGCCUUCUAGGGUUCAGACGGUGGAUCACGCUCCCCGCAUCCUCUUCCUCUUGCUUUCCUUUGCUCUGCUCUGCGCCUUCUGGCUGUCUGUCUGGCCCCAACCAGUCAGCCCCGCCAGCAAGCGAAGCCAGUCAGCCGGCCAACGCAGCGAGCACAGAGAACGGCCAGCCGGGCACCACUCGGUGGGUGCCUCCUGCACAGCAAAGCACCCGACCAUGGCAGCAGGUUCGACAACAGGCGAGCUCGCCAUACGCCGCAGUACAAUACUUUACGUAUCGAUACUGAGAUAAUAUAUACAUACACUAUACGAUAUACGUAAGUUCCCGGUGGUAAAAAGGCCCAAGCGCCCACGCUAGAUUCUUCUUCGCCUUGGCUGGGCUUAGGUUCCCUCCCUUUCCUUCCGCCCCGUCGCCUUCUUUUCACACCGAGGGCUAGCCUGCCUGGUUUCCCGACGCUUGCUGGUCGGGCUUUUGUUAGUUUGGGCUUGAGAAGUCGAGAGGGGCAGGAGAGAGAGCGCUUGCUCGCACGAGGUGGCCAGGGCUCAGGGGUUGCAACUGUCUGUCUUUAAUUUCGUGCCAAGGUCGUUCGAUCCGUCGGUCGUCGGUCCCCCGUUCCAUUCCUCUCCAUUCCAUUCGCUUCUGGUCUCCUGUCUUCGCGUCGCUUGUCUCGCCCUCCCCCUCCCAACUUGCAGUUGCCGAGCUCUGCCCCCACGACCUGCUCUGCUCCCCCACCCCCUUCCGCUUCCUUCUCUCGCGGGGCUGGGCUAGGCUGGGCUCUGGGGUUGGGGCUGGGGCUGGUGCCAGGCGCUGGUGUCAAGGAAACCAUCUCUCGCGCAGAAGAUGAUGUUGUACGAGGCGCGGGGUUGCAACUGUCGUCAGGUUCGCUUGCUUUAGUGCUUGAGCCCUCGAGCGAGCUCUGUCCGAGUGUGCUUGUGCUUGUGCUUGUCCGCCUGUCGUCUGGCGUCCGGACUCGGGAGUCGCGAGGAGCGGAGAGCGCUGCCGCUAGCAAGCACCGCACUGGUGGGUGGGGCUGCGCUGGGCCGCAGUGGGGCUGGGGCUCGGGCGUGGGGCGUGGGGUCGACAAGCUCCGUGCUCGUGCUGGGGAAUAUGUUGGACGAGGCCGGACCCAUCCUCUCUUUGUCUCCGCGCUGGCCUUCGCUCGAUCGGACCUCCCGUCACAGUUUCUAGGUUGACGAGCACGAGCACGAACUCGACCUCGACCACGAGCGCUUGCGGGCGAGCGAGGAGUAGAAGCCUUCGUCGCUCGAGGAGGCGAGCGAGCAGCAACGAGCCGGGAGGUCGACGAGGAAGCAGCAGGAGCAGAAGCACGAGGAGAAGAAGAGCGUCUUCGGUAGGAAUAUGCACGAGGAGAUUGCCGUGGCUUGCAUGCGUAGAAGAGGGUCGAUCAGUAGAGGCGUGUCGUCCGUAGUUUGAUCGGUCGAACGCAAGAACAACAACAACGAGGAGAGAGAGGGAGAGGGAGAGGGAGAGGGUUAGAGAGAAGAGCUGUCAGUUCGAGGGGUAAUAAUCAGGAGGUGAUCGAUGGGAGCGGUGACUUCAUCGGUUGCAGCUAGAUUCGCCUUCUUCCCACCCACGCCCCCGUCCUACAAGGUGUUGACAGAUGAGCACACGGGCAAGAAGUUUCUGUCGGAUGUGAAUCCGCGCGACAAUGUGGAAGUGAAAAUGUUGCACACCAAGCGCGGGCAGGAGAUCGUGGCGCUGUACGUGCGCUACCCGACGGCCACGCUCACGCUGCUCUACUCGCAUGGCAACGCGGCGGAUUUGGGCCAGAUGUACGAGCUGUUCGUCGAGCUGAGCGCGCAUCUGCGGGUGAAUGUGCUCGGAUACGACUACUCGGGCUAUGGAGCCUCGAGCGGCAAGCCCAGCGAGGCCAACACGUACUCGGACAUCGAGGCCGCGUUCGAAUGCUUGAGGCGCGACUACGGCACCCGCGAGGAGGACGUGGUGCUGUACGGGCAAUCGGUGGGCAGCGGGCCGACGCUCGAUCUCGCCACCAGCCUGCCGGGCUUGCGCGCGGUGAUUCUGCACAGCCCCAUCCUGUCGGGCCUGCGAGUCAUGUACCCCGUCAAGCGCACGUACUGGUGCGACAUUUUCAAGAACAUCGACAAGAUUGGAUCCGUCAAGUGCCCCGUGCUCGUCAUGCACGGGACCUCGGACGAGGUGGUGGAUUGGUCGCACGGCAAAACGCUCUGGGACCUGUGCGAAAAGAAGUACGAGCCCCUCUGGCUCAAGGGCGGCGGGCACUGCAAUCUCGAGCUCUACCCCGAGUACAUCCGGCACCUGCGCAAGUUCAUCUCCUCGCUCUAGCCCUUCCCUCCCCCUUCCCCCCCUCCCCCUGUCUCUCGUUUAUUUUAUAAAAAUGGUCUGUCGACUUCGACGACGCACGCAACGGUGAAACCGUCGAGGAGCUGAACGAAUCACUGUCCGACUGAAUCGAUGAGUUCAUUAUCAAUCCCAUCCGGAGAGCAAGAAAGAAAGAAGAAGCGAGGUGAAGUUCACGACGACGAAGGUAGCAGCAGCAGCAGCAGUAGCAGCAGUAAGUAGGUUCCACGGGAAUGAAUUUGCGGCACAGAGCUGAGGUUGGAGGAGGAGAGCUCCGUCGAUCGAUUCGAGCGGUGGAGCGAAGGAGCGAUGGUUCCGGUUCCGACUCUUCUUCUAGCUCCGCUUGGUUUUCCCCAAAACGAGUAGAAAGUGUAGUGAAGAAAUGGCGCGGGCGGUGGAGCAGCGGAGCGGAGCGCAGCAGAGCAGAGCCAGAGCAGGAAGCUUGAGAAAACGGUUAAACAGGGAGAGCCCUUCUGCCGCAGGGCUCCGCAAUUCCUCCGCACAGAGAGAGAGAAGAGAGAAAUGAAGAGAUGGCCGUGUCUCGCUCGCUCUCUCUCUCUCUCUCUCCCCCCUCGACUCUCGAGUGCUAGCUACCUCUGAGGAUGUACAUAGGAAACCGCUUGCCCUCGUCUCGCAGAGCGCCGGGGCUCGGGCGAGUAGUGUGAGAUGAGAUGGAAGCGGGGCAGGGGUGGGAUUGGGGUGGUGGUGGUGGGUGGGAGAAGGCGCUAGGAAUGGGGAGGGGGGUGGAGGGAUGAUGAUGAUGAGGGUGGUUUUCGAUGUGUAGCGAGGCGGGCCUGGGGGGCUCGCAUCGGGGCCUGGAAAAAGAGCUGACAUGAACACAUGUACAUGGAGAAAAUUAUGAAGGGAUUCACAAACCCUAAGAGAUUUUCAUUUAUACCUUACGGGCUCCUGCAGUGAACAUGUACAGAUUUAGUUAAACGAAAGGGAGUGAGGGCGGAGUGGAGUGGUAAUCGACGUUUAUUUCAUGUUCCCUGCGCACUGUUCGACGAUGGUCCAUGACUCUGCGGGUGCUCUCGCCUUCGCCAGGAACUAGGUUUUUCCCGGAAUUCCAAACGGAAAGGGAGUCACUUUCUUUCUGCCACUCAAGGCUUGCAAUUGUCGAAGUCUUGCAUUCAUGUAUAAUAUAUCAUUUGUCUUCAAAAUCUCUCUGGCUCUCUCUGUCGCGUCGGCAUUUCGCCGUCUUUCUUUCUUUCUCGUGGCGCCUCAGUUCUCGCCGUCCUCCGUCCCCUCGACAUGGUCCGAGGGGUCGGACAUGUCCGGUAUCGGCCACGCCUUUCUUCCUUUAUAACUGUCACCGUACGUCGAAAAAGCUCUUUGUGCUCUAGAU